AUGAGCCUCUCCACCGUAGAAGAUUAUUACCGCAGGGCGGCCGAGGUGAUGGACCCAGUUUCGUUCGGAUAUUUCGAUGGCGCUGCAGGCGAAGAACGUACUCACCGGCUUAAUUCGUCCAGCUAUGAUCGUAUUCGGAUAAGACCCCGGCAGUUGAUGGAUGUCGAAUUUCGGCGAAUGAGUCGUACCUUUUUGGGGGAACAUUUUCCAAUGCCUGUAGGAAUUUCUCCCACGGCACUGCAAAAAUUGGCCCACCCAGAAGGCGAAAGGGCCACUGCUAGAGCCGCUGCGAAGGUUGGCAUUCCCUAUGUGAUGAGUUCCAUGGCUAGCAGUACGAUUGAUGAGGUGGUUCAGGCAGCACCGGAAGGAGUUCGAUGGAUGCAAACCUACAUUCAUCGGAAUCGGAAUAUUGCACGAGCUCUUGUGAGGCAGGCUGAGAGUAAUGGAUUUACUGCUUUGGUUCUGACUAUAGAUAGUCCGGUUCUGGGAAUUAUGAAAAGUGAAGUUCGUGCCGAAAACAACGUCCCCAACGAUGUUUGGUAUGAAGUUUUUCGGGAUUUUGAGCGACAAGGUGUCAUAACUGACGGUGAUGAUAUAGCGAUUGUGGACGAUUUUGAUCAAUCUCUCACAUGGAAGGACGUUGAAUGGUUGAUGAGCAUCACAAAACUUCCGGUCAUCGUUAAAGGAGUUCUAACCAAAGAGGAUGCAAUAAGAGCUGUGGAAACAGGAGUGGCUGCCAUUUUAGUUUCCAAUCACGGUGGACGUCAACUUGAUUCCAUUUCUGCUACGAUUGAAGUUCUACCGGAAAUUGUUCGUGCUGUCGGUGGGCAAAUACCUAUCAUAGUCGACGGAGGUGUAUCGAAAGGAACCGAUAUUUUCAAGGCUCUGGCCUAUGGAGCCGAUAUGGUGUUUUUGGGACGUGCCAUUCUAUGGGGUCUGGCGGUGAAUGGUCAAAAGGGAAUAGAGGAUGUACUUGAAAUUCUUAGAAAUGAAUUCGAUAAUGCCAUGGCUCUGGCUGGUUGCAGCUCUUUAUGUGACAUUGGGAAAGAUCGAGUGAUUCACGAAGAAGAAUACAAUGCAAGCGCUGUGGUUUCAGCAAUUAAAGAAUUAAAAAUGUGA
Uranotaenia lowii is the source of this 1119-nucleotide messenger RNA. RefSeq lists its product as uncharacterized. The coding region runs from base 1 to 1119 and encodes 372 amino acids. Gene Ontology annotation, molecular function: oxidoreductase activity; FMN binding. NCBI's taxonomy places the organism in Eukaryota, Metazoa, Arthropoda, Insecta, Diptera, Culicidae. The transcript has 2 exons. The record is from RefSeq and is a predicted model, not a curated record.